This is a messenger RNA of Mercenaria mercenaria, 1263 nucleotides long. RefSeq names its product perlucin-like protein. The record is from RefSeq and is a predicted model, not a curated record. The transcript has 4 exons. Bases 269 to 628 code for a protein of 119 amino acids. NCBI's taxonomy places the organism in Eukaryota, Metazoa, Mollusca, Bivalvia, Venerida, Veneridae.
GUAACGGAGGGCAGUUAAUCUUACCAGUGUUCUUGGAUUCUGUACAAAUACCAACCUGUUUUCCGCAAGUAACUGCCAACUUCCCAAAAAGAAUCAGAAGUGGAGGACGAAUUAAUUCAGACACAAUUUCUUUUAUCAAAUCGUCACGGAGAACGUACGCCUCGUCCAGGGCUCAAACUCACGACCCCGAGAUCCGCAGAUUUGAGCUCCCCCUAUUGAGCUAAGCGGGCGGGUCCCGCGCUCGAAAGGAUUCUUUUCAAAGGAGAAAAUGAAGACACUCGUGUUUCUGAUUGUAAUUCUGACCAGUUUAUUCCAGGACCUUAAUGCUAAAGCUUGCUGUUCAAACGGAUGGAUAGCAUACAACUCCCACUGCUACUUUGUUGGAUAUGAAGCACGAACAUUCUCGGAGGCCCAUCACUUCUGUACGCAACGAGAGGCAUACCUUGUGCGUAUUGACGACUAUUUGGAAAAUAAUUUUCUGAAAAAUAUGCUAAAAAGGUCCAAUGGUAAGAUUAAACAUUUGUACCUAUUUGUCAUAUGUUCUACGCAGCAGAUGCCUCGUAAAGGAAGAUUAUAUUCGUUUGAUGGAUGCCAUGAGAGACAGAAUAGGCCAUUGUCUCGCACUUGAAUCCUGUAUGAAAAUGAAACUGGUUUUUCAGCUAAAAGUCAUGUCACUGUAGAGCGGGGAUACGAUACUAAUCAGAAUUUUACAUAAAACUUCUUGCAUCAGUGAAUAGUAGUCUAAGCUUAUGCUUAAUUCAUUCGAGAAUUUCUAUAGACUUUGAAAAAUGGUAACAUUUAGCUUCUUUUAAAACAGUAAUUGGAUAGAUGCUUUUAUUGCUUUUGCAUAAUCAUAUUAUGAAAAAUUACAGUGAUCCGUGCAUGGACUGGUUUGACAGACCAGAGAGCUGAAGGUUUUUGGCAAUGGUAUGGUACGAACGAUCAUGCGGCUUUCUAUGACUGGGGACCUUGAGAGCCAAAUAAUAGAGAUAAUGAAGAUUGUGUUGCCAUUAGGGCUGUGGAAGCAUUCGACUGGAACGACUAUAAUUGCGAUAGAAAAUUCAGACUCGUAUGCGAGAAAUAAAACAAUAACUUGUUUGGAAACGUUUCAUUCAUAUGCAAUAUUAUUUUUUGAUACUUGCUGUUAGAUUUGGACUGAUAUCUUGUUCUAAAAUUUAAAGGUAUACCCAUUUAGUAGUUGUUUAUGAUAUCAAAUAAUGUGACUAAAACAAUCUACGAAAGAAGACUAUUUAUGACUGUUUA